GGCUUUGCUCGUGGAUGACUGUCAUCUGGCGUUUGCUCUUCGCUUGAACAGAUGUGGUCAGGCAGUGGAUUUUUCUGAGCGCGGCGCUGCACUGCCCCGAGAGAUGGAAAAAAACUGAGUUUAGAAAACGGGGAGGAGCGACGGCAUCACAUGCAUGGCUGAGAGAGGAGGAGGAUUUCUGUUCUCCUGUACGGACACUUCAUCAAUUUAGGCGUCAUUUAACAGUGGGCUGUUUAGGAUAUUUAGUUUAACGCUCUUCCUCCGUCCGUUAGAGUCGCGCUGUGAGGAGGACUUGUCCCCCCCCCAGUUAGCUUGUUUGCUACUUACUCCGGCUGCAUGGCCAGCUAGCACAAUAAAGCUAACUACCGUUAGCUUCUGUUUUCAGUUCACCGCCCUGACCCGGCGAAGUGAAGAGACGAGGAGGGUAAUGGCAAGAGUUUACUCGGAUAGCCCUUUCAGAAGAAACAACGACUAACCAGACCAAACCAGCCCAGAUUUCUUUAGUUCUUUGAUUCACCGUUGCUGACAGAUCCUGAAUCAUGACGGUUGUUGGUGUUACUAUAAUCCCCACCAUGGUGCAGAAGUACCAGUCACCUGUGCGGGUGUACAAGCAUCCCUUUGAGCUGGUGAUGGAGGCCUAUGAGCGCCGGUUCCCCACCUGCCACCUUAUCCCCAUGUUUGUGGCAAGUGACGUGGUGGAAGAGGAGACCAGCGAGGACGGUUCCACCCACAGGGUUGAGCGCCGCUGUGCCCUGGAUGUUGACGCCCCGCGCCUGCUCAAAAGGAUUGCAGGUGUGGACUAUGUCUACUUCAUCCAGAAAAACACGCUGAACCGUAAAGAGAGAACACUUCACAUCGAGUCCCAUAAUGAGACCUUCUCCAACAGGGUCAUCAUCCAUGAGACCUGCUGCUAUUCGGUUCACCCGGAAAAUGAGGACUGGACGUGUUUUGAGCAGACCGCCAGCCUGGACAUCAAGUCCUUCUUUGGCUUUGAGAGCACUGUGGAAAAGAUUGCCAUGAAGCAGUAUGCCAGCAGUAUCAAAAAGGGAAAAGAAAUCAUAGAGUUCUACCUGAAGGAGCUCGAAGAUGAAGGGAUCACCCAUGUGCCGCGCUGGACUCCCUCCUCCCUUCCCCUGCCUCUCCCUAGGCCAAUCAGUCUCUCCACCAGCCCACUUGUUCUUCCCGAACUUGAGGUCACGCCUGCCGUUUCUAUCCCGCUGCCCACCGACACCAAGGACAGCACCUCUCAGGACGCCAAGCAGGACAGCAGCACCCUUCAGGCAGACAGCCUAACAGAGAUCCUGGCUGGUACACCUGAAGAUAAGUUGGAUGCAGACUAUAUCAAACGUUACCUAGGCGACCUGACCCCCCUGCAGGAGAGCUGCCUGAUCAGACUUCGCAAAUGGCUGCAGGAGACGCACAAGGGAAAGAUCCCUAAGGACGAGCAUAUACUGCGUUUCUUGCGUGCCAGGGACUUCAACAUGGACAAGGCGCGGGAGAUCCUUUGCCAGUCACUGACCUGGAGGAAGCAGCACCAGGUGGACUACCUGCUGGAGACCUGGAGCUCACCACAGGUCCUCCAGGACUACUACACCGGUGGUUGGCACCACCAUGACAGAGAUGGUCGUCCUUUGUACAUCCUGAGGUUGGGCCAGAUGGACACCAAAGGGCUGGUCCGUGCUCUCGGAGAGGAGUCUCUGCUCAGACAUGUGCUGUCUAUUAAUGAGGAGGGUCUGAGACGCUGUGAGGAGAACACCAAGGUGUUUGGUCGACCCAUCAGCUGUUGGACGUGUCUGGUAGAUCUGGAGGGGCUGAACAUGCGUCACCUGUGGCGACCAGGAGUCAAGGCGCUGCUGAGGAUCAUUGAGGUCGUGGAGGCCAACUACCCUGAGACUCUGGGACGGCUGCUUAUCUUGAGAGCUCCCAGAGUUUUCCCUGUCCUCUGGACACUGGUGAGUCCGUUCAUUGAUGAAAACACCCGCAAGAAGUUCCUCAUCUAUGCAGGCAAUGACUAUCAGGGUCCUGGAGGGCUGGUAGACUACAUAGACAAGGAGAUCAUCCCUGACUUUCUGGGAGGAGAGUGUAUGUGUGAGGUACCAGAAGGCGGCCUGGUUCCCAAGUCGAUGUACCGCACAGCUGAGGAGCUCGAGAAUGAAGAUGUUCGCCUGUGGACUGAGACAAUCUACCAAAGCGCCAGCGUCUUCAAGGGAGCUCCACACGAGCUUCUGAUUGAGAUCAUCGACGCCUCCUCAGUCAUCACCUGGGACUUUGACAUGUGCAAAGGUGACGUGGUUUUCAACAUAUACCACUCCAAGCGGGCCCCCCAGCCUCCGCGUAAAGACCCCCUGGGAACCCACGGCAUCACCUCCCCGGGAGGUAACAAUGUCCAGCUUAUUGACAAGUCAUGGACGCUGGGGCAAGAUUACAGCAUGGUGGAGUCCCCGCUCACCUGCAAGGAGGGCGAGAGCGUGCAGGGCUCCCAUAUUACCCGGUGGCCAGGUUUCUAUAUCCUUCAGUGGAAGUUCCACAACAUGCCAGCCUGCUCGGCCACCAACCUGCCCCGAGUGGACGACGUGCUGGCCACCCUGCAGGUCUCCUCGCACAAGUGCAAAGUCAUGUACUACACUGAGGUGUUGGGCUCUGAGGACUUCAGAAUGGCUUGCUGUGAUGUGCAGAGUCUGGGUUCAAUGACCAGCCUGGAAUCAAGCCACAGCGGUUUCUCUCAGCUCAGCGCUGCCACCACCUCCUCCAGUCAAUCACAGUCCAGCUCGAUGAUCUCCAGGUAGAAACUGGAAGCUGAGGACUUCAGUCCCCACAAUCCCCCCUCCACUGCCCUUACCAUCAACACCAAAGCUAACUCUCCUCCUGCCCUUCCUCGUCGUCUUUGUACUCUGUUCCUAUUGCACAGCCAGUCUCUAUGGAACUGAAGCAUGCUUGCACAAACAGAAGACAAAGAAAAAAAAAAAAAAAUCUGAGGCAAAAAGAAAAAAAUAGACUGUGUACAAAUUAAAGGGCUGAUUUUUGCACAAAGGUCAUAUAUUUUUUGUGUCUGGCAUUUCUGCUGGGCAGCAGUUUGAAUCAGAGCAGAAUGUUUGUUUGCGUCGUGUCCCGUGCAGGGUGGAAAGGUUAACGUUCGAGAGAUGAAUCGCGGUGCAUUUGUGGCACUGGAAGCUGAAAAAAGCAAUAUUCUCAUCCUGGGAGCUACGGGACCGGAUGAAGACACUGGAGGCACUGUUACAUAUAUGCAUUUACAUCUACAUACACAGUACUGAGACGACGCAUACCUCAUUCAAGUGCGUUCGCUGAAAAACUGGAUGUGCUACAAACACCACCACAAACACACACAUGGGUGUUUGACGACAUGCAAAAAUUUACAGUGUUUGCCAUAUUACCAGAGGGGUUUCUUCAAUCUGGUGAAUUGUUUAUAGGUCAAGUGUGGGUGGGCGGGGUAAACUCUUAAAUAGACCUGGGUCGAAUAUCAGCUGCAAAUAAUUAGUUUUUCAAACUGCAUGGAGCUACGGACUGGGUGGAGCUUACUGAAUCAUGACAAUGCAGAUGGUGUCAGCAAAGUUGCCAGUUGACGGGAAAAUAACAUUCGGAUAUUUUCCCGUGGCGGUGUGUGAUCUUUCUGUCAUUCACUUUGUUGUCUUAUGUGGGAAACCCCACCCGUCCGUCUCACGAGGGCUUUAUCACACCUUUUAAAAGCAUUUGAAUAUUUGACCUGGGUCUGAGUCUUAGCGAAGUAAUCCGCUAGAAGCAAUAACACGAGUUUGACUUUCUACUGUGUGAAAUAUUUCUAUUUAUCAUUAAGAUGUAUGUGGAGGAUCAUGGGAGCUGAUUGCAGAUGACGUUUUUGUUGUAAGCUGUGUGCAGACAGACAUACAGGCAAACUGAGCCAGUAAACAGCUAAAUUCUGUGGCAACAACAUUAUCAUUUCUGGUCUCUGUUACCAUUCUGUCAGGAGAGAAACAAAAAUAACUCGCCAGAUUUUCUCCUGGACAUGUUUUCUUUUCUUUGGAAUGACCACAGUUGGUUUGCUUCCUGUCCAGCGUCUACACGAUUGAAGAACUGGAGUCAAAAUCAAGUCACGAAGGAGAUGCCUUGUAACUGAUUUGUGAAUGUGCUACUGAUUGGCUAGUGCUCGCUAACCAAUGAAAUGCCUGAAUUUGGAGGGUUGUGUUGUAAUUGGGCAGCCAACUGCCAUCAUUCUCUACUUAUUUUCCAGAGUGAUGUCGAUUUCGGCGUGCAUUAGGGAUGAAUGUUACUUUGCGCCAGUUGACAACAUAUUGAUACUGUACAUGUACUAGUGUUGUUUUGGAGUUUGUUACUGUUUUUUGGAGAUGAGUACUUGAUGGGGUGAAGCAGUGUGGUGUGUUACUGCGUGCUCACGUGGUGAUUAGGUUUACAGAUCUAUUAUUAAAACAAUUAAGAUAUAGCUGUUUUAAGAGUCAUGUGUCAAUAAAUACCAUUUUAGCCUUCGUAAGCAUCACUUUAGAAACGUACCUGCUUUUUUCAAGGUCACUGCUGUAAUAGAUGAGCGAUUGUGAAUUGAAUGAACAUUUCUAAAUGCAAUACAUCCAUGCAACAGUUUUUUUAAAAAUACAGUUUAUUUGGUUGAUAAGCAUUGAUGACUUUGCAUAGAUCUGACCCCCCUGUAGAGGGCAGAAAUGAUCGCCAAGAGUAAUUGCAUGCUGUUGCCAUGGUUACAGCGGACAGCAAAAAGAGAGAAACCCGGAUAAGACCGAGGCUUUCUCCUUACUCCUGAAAAUACUGGCCCUGCCUGUUGUUGUUUUUAAUACAUGAAACUGCUUGUUUUUAACUAUUAAUGAAAGGUGAAGGGUUAACUUGUGGUAACUGUCAUUAACUGCAAUAAGAUGAAAUGUUUUACUGAGAAAAAGGACCUCAGAUUGUGGGCUAUUGAGUGUGUAUGAUGGUGUUAAAGAGUGAAUGUUAGAAACAGUGGGGAUAAAUUAUAUGCCUGUAAAAUGUGUGUAAACACUCCCUCUGCCCCUCACGGUAGGUGUGUUUCUCUACUCGGCCUCUUCUCACUUUCUGAAGCAUGCCUACAACCACACAACUAACUUUCCUUCCCCUGGUUAUUCCUUCAGGAGGUUUCCAUUUAAUGGUUCGACUAAUGAUGAAACAAGUAACAUCAGUCCCAGACCUAACUACUCUUAUACUUCCUUUUUUCUCUCUUUCCUCUUACUCUUCGUCACUUGUACACUCCAGUUUUGCUGUUUUGCUUUCAAACACUUUUCAUUGUGUAUAUCUUAGAAAGCAGAGUGGACCUUGAUUGAAGCCAUAGGCAUAAAGAAGUGUACUCAGAUCAGAUGUUUUAGUUUCCUUUACAUUUAAAUUCAGUGUUAGUAAUACCAGAAAAAUUCCAUGGUCUGCCGUCUCCUGCCUCUCUAACUUUAACUCUUAGUGUGUACACUUUUCAUCAAGAUCUCAUUGACAAAUGAGGGCUAUAACUGUUUGUCUUGUCUGUUCAUCACAUUUGUCUGUCUCUCUGCUUCCUUUUCUGACAUCGUUGCAUAUCUUCUCUUUACCUUGAUGUGAGGAAUUAUGUAAAAAGUAUAUGUUUGAAUUAAUGAGAAUAUGGCGCCUUUUACUUUUUUUUGAAAACAUUAAACUUGAAUUAUGGGGAAAUACA
This is a messenger RNA of Siniperca chuatsi (mandarin fish), 5653 nucleotides long. RefSeq names its product SEC14-like protein 1. The transcript is spliced from 18 exons. Gene Ontology annotation, biological process: negative regulation of RIG-I signaling pathway. The coding region runs from base 540 to 2786 and encodes 748 amino acids. The record is from RefSeq and is a predicted model, not a curated record. NCBI's taxonomy places the organism in Eukaryota, Metazoa, Chordata, Actinopteri, Centrarchiformes, Sinipercidae. Gene Ontology annotation, molecular function: RIG-I binding. Gene Ontology annotation, cellular component: cytosol; cytoplasm.